GACCGGUGUCUCAGUACUGUAACGUUAAUUAUUAUUUUAUUUUAUUAGAAAAGGAAAUCGUUACCUAAAGUCUUCGAAAGAGAGUAGUCUGGUUUUAAGGCUGGUUCUCGCAGACUCAACUGGAAUCCGCGGCUAAAAAUGGCGACUGAAGUUGUUGUAGAUAUGGUCCCCGACCAAGAGUCGGAGAGUAAAUUAAAUCAUCCAGAUGAUAAAGUCGCUCAAAUAAAUAUUGAGAUUGAGGAUACGGAUUCAACUACGAUGAAUGGGAAACCUGUUUUGUUAAAUCAUGCUGAUAUGGUUCAAAAAACCAGAGACGCAUUUUACAGCGGAAAAACACGAGCUUUGAAAUGGAGGAUUCAUCAGAUAAAACAGCUCAGGAGGAUGCUGGAAGAAAAUGUUGAGCAGUUUCAUUCGGCGUUAAAGUCUGAUUUAAGAAGGAGUAAAUUCGAAAACUGUUGCCUUGAAAUAGAUUACACAUUGAAUGAGAUCACGCAUAUGCUGAGGCACAUAAAAGAGUGGUCAGCUGUCGAAAAGCCUCCAAAAGAUCUAGUGAACAUUCUCGACUCACCGGAAAUUCACAAAGAUCCUUACGGUGUUGUUUUGGUAAUCGGAGCAUGGAAUUAUCCGCUGCAAUUAUUAUUAGUACCAGUUAUUGGUGCAAUUGCUGCGGGUAAUUGCGUUAUUAUGAAACCAUCAGAAGUAUCUCCAGCAACUGCUGAUACCAUUGCCCGUUUGGUCCCGAAAUAUUUAGAUACUGAAUGUUAUCACGUCGUACUCGGUGGUGUCGCUGAGACAUCCGAAUUAUUAAAGCAGAAAUUUGAUUAUAUAUUUUACACUGGCUCCGGUAAUGUUGGAAAAAUAAUUCGUGAGGCUGCUAAUAAAUAUUUGACACCAGUGACACUCGAACUUGGCGGUAAAAGCCCGGUAUGGAUUGAUAACACAGCAGACUUAGAUAUCACAGUGAAACGUGUACUCUGGGGUAAAUUUAUAAACGCUGGGCAAACAUGCAUCGCACCGGAUUACGUUCUCUGUACAAAGGAAAUUGAAAAUAAAUUUAUCGAACGCGCAAAAAAAAUAAUCAAAGACUGGUACGGCGACAACCCGAAACUGAGCAUGGAUUUGUGCCGUAUCAUAAAUCAGAAUCAUUAUCAGCGACUUGCUAAUUUGUUAAUAAACAGCGGGAAAGUCGCCGUGGGAGGGGAUUUAGAUCCCCAGGAAAAUUAUAUAUCGCCGACGAUUCUCGUUGAUGUUAAAGCGAGUGACCCAAUAAUGCAGCAGGAAAUUUUUGGACCGAUAUUACCCAUCGUUAAUGUCUCGAAUGCGUAUGAAGCCAUUAAGUUCAUUAACGAACGCGACUGUCCCCUCGUAAUGUAUAUAUUUUCCAAGGAUCGAGAAACACGCGAUCUGUUUAUAAACCAAACGCACAGUGGUGCCAUUUGCUGCAAUGACACAAUAAUGCAAUAUGCCGUUGACUCCCUGCCAUUCGGUGGAGUCGGAGGCUCUGGAAUGGGGGCCUAUCAUGGUAAAUUGACUUAUGAUACAUUUACACACAAGAAAAGUGUACUUGUAAGAGACACUAGUUACCUUGGAGAAGUACUUGCUUCAGGCAGAUACCCGCCGUACAGUGACAAGAAAUUGAAAUUCUUGAGUCUUCUGUUGGCCAAAAGACCCGACAUACCCGGGAUAAAAUACUUGCCGCAUUUAAUUAUGUUCGGAUUGGGAGUACUGGCUACUGUGGGGAUCAGAGCUGCUAUGAAGGAAUUUGGAUCACCAGAAGACCAACAAUAAAUCAAAUAAAAUAAAAUUUGGCAUUGCACUAAAUUUACCUCAUCUGAAACUGAAAAAUAAAUCAAACAAAAAAAAAAAAAAUAAACAAAGGGACCAGUGGAUUUUCACAUUUAGUACAACUAGUAUAAUAAUUAUUAAAAGUUUAUUUACAAAAUUAGUUAUCACUUGUAAAAUAUAAUUAUAAAUAAUUUUUUUUAUAAGAUUAAAAAUUUAUUUACACAA
Microplitis mediator is the source of this 2010-nucleotide messenger RNA. It is a transcript of the gene Aldh-III, whose product is annotated as aldehyde dehydrogenase, dimeric NADP-preferring. Bases 139 to 1788 code for a protein of 549 amino acids. Gene Ontology annotation, biological process: aldehyde metabolic process. Gene Ontology annotation, cellular component: cytoplasm. The transcript has 13 exons. Lineage: Eukaryota; Metazoa; Arthropoda; Insecta; Hymenoptera; Braconidae. The record is from RefSeq and is a predicted model, not a curated record. Gene Ontology annotation, molecular function: aldehyde dehydrogenase (NAD+) activity.